AUAGGCCCCCUUCGAAGUUCGAUCUUCGAUCUAGUUAUAUAUAUUUUCAAAACCUUCCAAAAUGUCGUUCGACCAAAAGGAGAUCUUCAGCCUGAUGUACAAGCUGGCACGACUAAUAGUGCCGGAUACCAGAGUCGAAAAUGAUUCCGAGGGUCCAGUACACAUUCCCCUGGAUCGGAUGUAUGGACCAAUGACCAUGCGAUCCCUGAUGAAGUUUCCCAUUGGCGGAGUCGAAGAGCGCAUGCCACGACCCAUUAUAAAGGCCAUGGGUAUGGUAAAGAAGGCGGCUGCCGAGGCAAACAAGAUGAAUGGCAUGGAGGAGCGUCUGUGCGAGGCCAUUUCCAAAGCCUGCGACGAUGUUAUAUCCGGCAAGUUGUACGAUGAGGAGCACUUUCCCCUGGUCAUCUGGCAGGCGGGAUCCGGAGAGCAUACCAACAUGAAUGUCAACGAAGUGGUUUGUAACCGCGCCAUCGAGAUCAUUGGCGGCCAGAUGGGCACCAGGGAGCCGGUGGACCCCAAUGAACAUGUCAACCUCUCGCAGAGCCCCAACGACACCUUUUCCACGGCAGUUCGUAUCGCCGUGGCCAUGGAGCUGCAGGAGAAAAUGUAUCCGGCCCUAAGGACCUUCGUUGAUUUGCUGGGCAAGAAGUCGAGCGCUUGGGCAGUAAUUGUCAAGAUAGGACGUACCCAUCUGAUGGACGCUGUGCCGCUGACCCUUGGUCAGGAGUUUAGUGGCUAUUGCCAGCAGCUUACGAACGGCAGAGCUCGGCUGGACUCUGCUUUGGACCGGCUGUACGAGCUGCCCAUGGGUGGUCAUGAAGUGGGCACGGGCCUGAACACUAAGCAGGGAUUUGAUGAAACGUGCAUUAAACGGAUCGCCCAGAUAUCGUGUCUGCCUUUUGUAAAGUCUCCAAACUUCUUCGAGUCCCUGUCCACGUGCGACGCCCUGGUGGAAUUGCACGGAGAGCUCAACACCAUAGCAACGAGUCUGAUGAAGAUAGUCAACGAUAUCCGUUUGCUGGCAUCGGGACCCCGCAGCGGUCUGGGCGAGCUCAUUCUUCCGGAGAACGAAACGGUUAACCCGCUUGUGCCCGGCACCGUGAUUCCCAGUCAAUGCGAUGCCAUUAGCAUGAUAUGUGCCCAGGUGAUGGGCAAUCAUGUGGCGGUUUCGAUGGGUGCCUGCAGCGGACACUUUCAGCUCAAUGCCUUUAUGCCGAUGAUCGCUGCAAAUGUCUUGCGUUCAAUUACCCUGCUUGGCGACGGCAUGAGAUCCUUUUGCACCAACUGCCUGGAGGGCAUUGAGCCUCAUAAUGCAAAUAUCGAAAAAUUCACAAAGAUCUCCCUCAUGCUAGUCACGGCCCUGAGCCCCCACAUUGGCUAUGAGCGGUCCGCUGCAAUAGCCAGGGCGGCUCACAGGAAUGGAACUACCCUGAAGCAGGAGGCCAUGAAUGCGGGCAUCGAUAUUGAUGACUUCAAGAAAUGGGUGCAGAUCAAUGAUAUGCUGCAGCCCAGUGAUUAGGGCAGGACAACUAUUCUAAUGAGGAAAAAAGGAUUGUUCAAGAAUGUAUUUUAAAAUUGUCUACAUUGCAAAGUAAAAUUAAAGAACUUUUACUGAGUUUUCAUGGAACUAAA
This is a messenger RNA of Drosophila kikkawai, 1632 nucleotides long. It is a transcript of the gene Fum4, whose product is annotated as Fumarase 4. The record is from RefSeq and is a predicted model, not a curated record. NCBI's taxonomy places the organism in Eukaryota, Metazoa, Arthropoda, Insecta, Diptera, Drosophilidae. Gene Ontology annotation, cellular component: mitochondrion; tricarboxylic acid cycle heteromeric enzyme complex. Gene Ontology annotation, biological process: fumarate metabolic process; malate metabolic process; tricarboxylic acid cycle. Gene Ontology annotation, molecular function: fumarate hydratase activity.